UUCUGUUGUCAAAAUUGUCAACUCAACUCGAAAAUACUCGAAAUUCGUAUUCGUAUUACGAUAACUCGAUGUUUUUUUUUUGUAUUUUCUACUCAGUAAAUCAUGUAAACUGGACACAGUGUAAUAAUUAAUAUUGACAACGAUAUAAAGAGAGUUAAACCGAUACAAGUUUUCGCCAUUGCGCAUCCCGAGCACUAUUUGUAUAUUUUUUUUUUUGGACAUAACAACUUGUGCGUAACAUUGGUUCUAAAAAGAGAACCACAAGCCGAAAAUGUAUAUAAAUUAAAUUUAUCUAUUAGUUUUAUACAAAGCAAAGUCGUACUUUUGUAUUUACCCAGUUUUUAGUGCAAAAAAGAAGAGGUUUGUAAAGAUGAAGAUGAAGAAACAGAAUGUACGAACCUUGUCCCUUGUCGUAUGUACUUUCACAUAUUUGCUUAUUGGAGCAGCAGUCUUUGAUGCCCUGGAGUCAGAUACUGAGAGUAAACGAUGGGAAGUUCUUUCAGACAUGAAAAAUGGUCUAGUCCGUAAAUACAACAUCACACCAGAAGACUAUCACAUGAUAGAAAUAGUAAUAAUAGAGAAUAAACCUCACAAAGCUGGGCCACAGUGGAAAUUUGCUGGUGCCUUUUAUUUUGCUACAGUCGUACUAGCCAUGAUUGGCUACGGACAUUCUACACCUGUUACAGUUGGAGGAAAGGCGUUUUGUAUGGCUUAUGCUAUGGUGGGCAUCCCUCUAGGCUUAGUGAUGUUCCAGAGCAUAGGUGAACGUCUCAACAAGUUUGCAUCAGUUGUAAUCAGACGAGCCAAAUGUUAUCUCAGGUGUAACACUACAGAAGCGACUGAGAUGAAUCUCAUGUUUGCUACGGGCAUGCUGUCUUCUAUUAUUAUUACUACAGGUGCCGCAGUGUUUUCUCGUUAUGAAGGCUGGAGUUACUUUGACAGCUUCUACUACUGCUUCGUGACGCUUACUACAAUUGGCUUCGGUGAUUAUGUUGCUUUGCAGAACGACCAAGCCCUCACAAGUAAGCCAGGCUAUGUGGCUUUAAGCCUAGUGUUCAUUCUCUUCGGAUUGGCCGUGGUCGCCGCUAGCAUCAACUUGCUUGUCCUGCGUUUCAUGACUAUGCAAGCUGAAGAGAACGCCCGCGAGGAAGAAAAGGAAAAUUCAAGAACGCUGUUGCCGAUAGAUGGACACGUCAUUGGUCGACAAAGGGCACAUGAAGAUCAGGCUUCGGUAUGCUCGUGCAACUGUCUCGGCAACAAGCAGUGUGAGGGCGCACUGUUGGCGGCGCCGCACCGCGUGUUGGCAAGCCGCCUGUCGCUCGCGACUGAUCGUCUCGAACGCGCCUCCGUCUAAUCGAGGAGUAAUGACAACGUUAAUGUCAAACAACAAUUGCCUCCGCGGCCGAACGGUUACCUUGCCGUACUGCCACAUAAAGGUCCCAGGUUCGAUUCCCGGGCCGGGAGAAAUAUUUGUAUGGUCUACAUUU
This is a messenger RNA of Hyposmocoma kahamanoa, 1487 nucleotides long. It is a transcript of the gene Task7, whose product is annotated as potassium channel subfamily K member 9. The transcript has 7 exons. The coding region runs from base 371 to 1354 and encodes 327 amino acids. Gene Ontology annotation, cellular component: membrane. Gene Ontology annotation, molecular function: potassium ion leak channel activity. The record is from RefSeq and is a predicted model, not a curated record. Gene Ontology annotation, biological process: potassium ion transmembrane transport; stabilization of membrane potential. NCBI's taxonomy places the organism in Eukaryota, Metazoa, Arthropoda, Insecta, Lepidoptera, Cosmopterigidae.